Molecule: messenger RNA, 3356 nt
Organism: Engraulis encrasicolus (European anchovy)
Lineage: Eukaryota; Metazoa; Chordata; Actinopteri; Clupeiformes; Engraulidae
Gene: p2rx8
Product: purinergic receptor P2X, ligand-gated ion channel, 8
Exons: 12
Coding region: 267-1502 (411 amino acids)
Biological process (GO): calcium ion transmembrane transport; response to ATP
Cellular component (GO): nuclear inner membrane; plasma membrane
Molecular function (GO): purinergic nucleotide receptor activity; extracellularly ATP-gated monoatomic cation channel activity
Source: RefSeq, a predicted model, not a curated record
GGGCACAGCAUAGGCUAUGCGAAAGGCAAGCUGAUAAUAUUUCCUCGCAAAUACAACAUGCUAACAAUCAUGUGAUUUCAACUCACACUACGGAUGUGACAACUGACAAGACAAGUAAAGUGUGAAGAUGGUACUUACAUCCAUUCGAUUUCGGAGGUUACUUCAAGUUUUCCAAAGAGCGGAAGUUCACAUGUCACUUUGAGUUCACCGGUGCGCAUCGGUGUUAGUUUGUCUACACACCCCAGAGACAUAGCCCCAGCUGUCAAAUGUCUCCGUGUAAGACUUUGUUUCUUGCCGCGUUCGAUUACAAAACUGUGAAAUAUGUCAUUGCGGAAAAUAAGAAAGUCGGCGUAUUAUACAGAGUUAUUCAGUUGUCCAUUCUGGGAUACUUAAUCGGAUGGGUUUUUGUAACGAAGAAAGGCUAUCAAGCCACCGAGGAGUCCGUACAGAGCUCUGUGAUGACCAAAGUGAAGGGAGUUGUGUUGACCAAUUCCACUGACAUGGGACUGAGUUUGUGGGGACCAGAGGACUAUGUUAUUCCACCUCAUGGAGAUGCCAAUCUUUUUGUCACUACCAAUUUCAUUGAAACACCAAAUCAGAGGUUAAGCCACUGUGCAGAGAGCGAUAAGGUCCCGGAUGGUCGUUGUAAGGAAGACAAAGACUGCCUGGUGGGAGAAGCAGUUACUGCUGGUCACGGUAUAAAGACUGGCCGAUGCUUGAAGAAGGAUGGAAACAACUCUGGGACAUGUGAAAUAUACGGCUGGUGUCCAAUUGAAAGAACCCAGAUAUCCCACGUGCCUCUACUAGGUAAAGCUGAGACCUUCACCAUCUACAUCAAGAACUUCAUCAGGUUUCCGAAAUUCAGCUUCUCCAAGUCAAACGUCCUGGAGACAAACAACGCCUCUUAUCUGAAGACCUGCCUCUACCAUGAAUCGCUCCAGCCCUACUGUCCCAUAUUCCGACUGGGGGAUAUUAUCAACAGAACUGGGCACAGGUUCCAGGACAUGGCACAAUCAGGUGGGGCGAUCGGGAUCCUGAUAGACUGGAACUGCAAUCUAGACCGAGACGCGUCCGAGUGCCAGCCCAUGUACAGCUUCACCCGCCUGGACGUCAACUCCUCUGUCAGCUCCUCCACGUCUGGAUACAACUUCAGGUAUGUACGCUAUUACAAGAAUGCCACGGGACACACCUACCGGACCUUAUUUAAAGUGUACGGCAUUCGUUUUGACAUCAUGGUGCAUGGAAAGGCUGGGAAGUUCAAUAUCAUCCCCACCAUGAUUAACAUUGCAUCAGGACUUGCUCUAAUGGGUGCUGGUACAUUCGUCUGUGAUUUGGUUUUGCUCUACAUAAUGAAAAAGAGAACAGACUACAGAAGGAGAAAAUAUGAAAGUGUGAAGGAGCCGAACUCCAGGGCUGAGAGCAAUGAAAAUGAAGUCGAAGAAAAUGGAUUCCAAGACUGUGGAGAAACAGAAGUGAUGAAAGACAAUGAUUCACAAGUCUGACCCUACUGACUGCUUUUUGACUAACUACAGUGCAGAGGUUAUACUCUAUCCCUGCAGCUCCCCCAGACUUUUUCCAGUGGGACCGCCUUUUGGACCUAAGAACAUUUUCACGGCCCUGCCGUGGCCAACCAGUGGGGCACUCGUCGUCUGCCAUGCGGCUGACCCGGGUUCGAGUCCCGGCCCGGGUCCUUUGUCAGCCCUUCCCCGUCUCUCUCUCCCCGCUGGCUUCCUGUCAAGGCCUUCACUGUCCCAUCAUAAAAUAAAGACAAAAAGACCAAAAAGAAUAUAUUUUUUUUAAAGAAUAUUUUCGCAACACUCCACCAAUGGGUUUUUUGUCCGUUGAUAUUGCAAGAUAUUGCUAGAAACUCACAGGAAAAUGCGUCAAUAUCUGUCAACCAUACAAGUGAAUUAUUGUUACCAUCCACAUUAUGGAAUUAUGGUAGCUGUUAACCUGUGGAUUUCCUGUUUUAAUGAAAAGUCCCAAAGUGUAUUAUGUCUUAUGAGGCCAUCCUAUGCUAGGUCUCAUGGGUAUGUUUUUUUCUGACUUAGUUAUUCCUUGAUUUGUUUUUUAACCUUUGACCCAGCUACCUUCAACCUUUGCCAAACUUGUGUCUUAUGUCUUAUGUCUUUUUUUAAUCAAACUAUCACAGCACAUUCAGCUGCAUGUUGUAUGAAUUGUCCUAUAAUGAUUUUAUUUUUAAUUCACACUGUAAGAAAUCGAGAUGAAGAUAUUGUAAGUGUUUGAUGACAGGCACUUUAGUCCAGUCAGUCAGUCUGCAGCCUGUUGCUGAAGAACUGAACAUGUUACCAUGUUGUUUUGUUUGCAUUGUUUACAUUUUAUACUUGAAAUGAUAUUUUUGUUACACUUUUAGGUUUGCAAUUGCAUUUGCAUAAAUCAUGUCUUAAAUAGCUGCUUUAUAAGGUUUCUCUGCAGUUUCACACCGAACAUGUCAAUAUAGGACGGCAAAUGACCAGGCCUCAAUACUGCCCUACAAAGGCAAUGUGCAAUAAGUAUAUACAUGUUUUGUCAAAAUUGAGUUUAGACUAAAAAAAAUGUUUUUUAUAACACCUCCUUGACAUUGUGACAAAGCUUUAUCGUCCAAAUGUGUCCCAUUUUAGAUAUACGUAUUGUUAUGUUAAAUUUGCAGUAACUACAAUAUCCAACCUAAUACCAAGGCUUUCAAGGUAUUUUCUCAGUUUCAGUGUUGACAUAGUUAUUGCACUUUGUCUUUGUAUAGAAUAUAGAAUAUAGAAUACAUGAUGCCAAAGUUACCCUUUUGCUUUGCAUAAUGACAUGGUUGGCCACACCUAAACUCAACCAUCACUUAAAUAAAACCCUUUUACACCAAGGUGGUACCUUUUCAUAUACCUUUGGUGCAAGUAGGUCACAGUAUCAAGGUCUGGUCAAAGUGUUGUAUAAUGACACGUUGAAGUGAGACCAUGUUGCUCUGUAGUUCUCUCCAUGAGCGACAAUUCCGUCCCCAGCCUGUAAAGUGACCAAAAAAUUAGAGCCACAAGGUAUUGCUUUAAAUCAAGGGUUCUCAACGCAGGGUCCGGGGACCCCCUGAGGGUCCAUGGCACAUUGGCAGGGGAUCCUUAUUCUAAGACUUACAUGUUAGCCACGUGACCCUGUUAGCCUACGUUAAUAAUCAGUCACAUCACUAUCUCUCUGAGAGAGGCUAAAAUAGCUUGGUGAGCCAUUCGAAAGGCUACAAGCAGAGUCAUGCCAUAAUCAUUUGCAAUAACAUGGCUAUUUAAAACAAUUGUGGUGGUAACUGUAAUGGGAUUAUGAGGGGGUCCUUUGAAAAUGUUCCACUCCCUUUGGGGAUCCCUGGGCUCUGGCAACAAAACAAG